Molecule: messenger RNA, 4751 nt
Organism: Esox lucius (northern pike)
Lineage: Eukaryota; Metazoa; Chordata; Actinopteri; Esociformes; Esocidae
Product: complexin-1
Exons: 4
Coding region: 529-936 (135 amino acids)
Biological process (GO): neurotransmitter transport; synaptic vesicle exocytosis; regulation of neurotransmitter secretion
Cellular component (GO): SNARE complex; terminal bouton
Molecular function (GO): syntaxin binding
Source: RefSeq, a predicted model, not a curated record
ACACCGUUAAAAGGACGCGUUCAAUCACAUAGACAAUCUACACAAAACAUACGCUUAGGAAGAUAGAAUGUUGGUCAGAGGUGUUUAAAAUGCUUGAAGGCACACUGUGGGUCACAAAAGCCGUGUAACGUUUUUUUUUUUUUUGGUUGUGAACCAGACGAAAUCACUAAAGCGUUUAGGUAGAGGAGCGUCAGUAGCUUAGUUGUUUGCUCUCUUUCGGUCUGAACGUGGGACGUUUCAGAAGUGAGCUGUGCAUGCAUUUCAGUGAGUCCCUUCAUCAGCGGCUGCAGUUCCAGUGUGCAGGAAGGAGCAAGGACGUCCCUUUUCGCCUGGAAACCGGAGAUGCUAGGCGUGUACACUUUAUAAUCAUCGUCUGCUUCUGCAAGAUAACUUCAUUUUGGAGAGUCUAGUUAUCGUUUUUUACAGAUUCCAAUCGCCGGACAGAUUUGGCUACUUAGUCUACUUACACGGCUGGACCUGAAUGUGAGAUCGUGAGGAUAAAGAGGGCAGGAAUUAAAAGCCAUCGUCAUGGAUUUUGUCAUGAAGCAAGCGUUGGGAGGAGCCACCAAAGACAUGGGCAAAAUGCUGGGUGGCGACGAAGCUGAGAAAGACCCCGACGCGGAGAAAAAGGAAGAAGAAAGACAAGAAGCCCUUCGACAACAGGAGGAGGAGAGGAAGGCAAAAUAUGCAAAAAUGGAAGCGGAGAGAGAAAACAUCCGACAGGGAAUCAGGGAUAAGUACGGCAUCAAGAAGAAGGAGGAGAAGGAGGCUGAGGCCCAGGCUGCUCUGGAGCAGGCAGCAGAGGGGAGCCUCACCCGCCCCAAGAAGGCUGUCCCGCCUGGCUGUGGGGACGAGGAGGAGGAGGAGGAGAGCAUCAUGGACACAGUCAUGAAAUUUCUCCCCGGUCCCCUCAUGGAUAUGUUCAAUAAAAAGUAACAGUGUUGGCAGCGUUAGAUUCUCAACCUUCUGACAUGAAUAGCCAAGACCCCCCCCCCCCCCCUCCGACCAGCCCUUCUCCACCUGUACACCCCCCAUUCUAAGAUCCCCGGACUCUACGCGUCGUAACAUUUGUCCUUAACUUAUCUGAUCUGUCCGCAAUGUUACUUCGAGUCCUCAGAAAGGGAAGGCGUGGCGUUUUAAUCUGUGUAACAUCUGCAUAGAUCCAGUAACUUAACUUAAAGGCAAAUUUUGAUGGCCGGCAUUCAAGUUGUCCAGGUCUUAGAAUGUGUUCUGAUUAUCAACCAUAAUCCGCCCUUUUUGUUUGUAAAUACCUUAGAGUUUAAAAGAAAUAUACGUUAGUACCAGAAUAUAUAUGAAGAGUAUAAGCCAUAACUUUAACUUAUAAGAAAUUCUCCGAAUCAUACUGUAUCAACAUUUGUUUGAAUUUUAAUGUUUUGUUCCAGAUAAUAUUGAUCUAUAUACAUGUAGUGUAUAUAAAUAUAUAUAUAUAUAUAUAUAUAUAUAUAUAUAUUUGUGUGUAUAUAUAUGCUUUUAUUGGUUCUCCAUUGAGAAUUAAUCAGUUUAUUGCUCUAUGUCCCAAUACAUUAAUAUGUUUUAAUGUACAAUAUUAUGAUGGUAAGAGUAGCAAUGUUGUAAACCAGAAACAAAACUGAUCAUUCGUUCAACAAGAAGUGAUUUUAAAGCAUGCAGUCAUAUUUUCUGUGCAGUACAGUACAUGUACAAAUUCCAUUUAACUCGUGUGACGUGAAAUACAUUAAUAUAUAUGGCAAUAACUCUGGUUUUUAGUUUAAUUUCAAGUGACACUACUAUUUAAAAUAGGAUAUAUGUAAACAUCCUAAAUGCACCGACUGCAGAUUAUAGGAGUCCUCUAUAAUCUAAAAUCAAACAACACUGAAAAUGUUCUGACAUUAUUGUUAUCCCUCGAAUGUAUGUCUUGUUGCUAACUUUAUCUGCUUGGCUCCUGUAUAUUAGGAUGUGAGAAUCAAAUCUGACCAAAACAAUUGGACUAGAGGCCUAUGUGUUUACUCUUCUUCAUUUCCAUCCCUGUAAAUAUAGAUUUAUUAGGUGGAUUUGUACUUUCCACAACAGCAACCAUGCUGCAAACACACUUUAUGUGAGCAGACAGUGACAACGGUGCAAUAUAUUGUUCGAAAGGAAGUUGUCCUGUGUCCGUUGGUUAUCUAAAGGGAGUACAAUCCCCAAAUCAGCAAUAACAGACAAUCUUCAUUGUUAUGUGUAACGUGAGGUGUUUUAGUGUAAAGGCGCAGUGUUGACUGACUACAAAGCAUAGAACUUUGUCCACAUUAUAAAGGGUGUAAAAUAGUGGAUGAAGUUAGGGCUGGAUACAGAUUAAAACUAUUCCUGGACCCAGACAAAACUAAGCUCAAUGGAGAUUUUCUGUUUUUGAGUCUUGGACAACGCUUAACCUUUCUCUGUGAAAUCAACCCUUAAUGUCGUGUGUUGGAUCGGAUUGAUCAUUUUAACCAGCACGGGAUAUUGCCUCACAGUGGGAUUUUUUUUGUGGUAAUUUUUGUUCACAGAGAAAUCUGUACAAGAAUGUUGUUACUGCUAACUUCAGAGGCAUGGACACAAAAUAAGAAAGAGUUGUCUUCCACUUCUUAUACGCGUUGUCAAUUUUCUCCCCAAAGUUUCACUAGACAUUCCUCUCAUUCAGUUUCAAUGUAAACCUCAAAAUGUUUAAAGUUCUUUAAUCUCUUUCCCUCUAUUUCGUAAUUGAAAAUAAAUUAAGUGUAGAUGGGAUUUUCCAAACAUUCCAAAUAUUUCAGACAUUCCAUUGGGCCUGAAUUGUCUUCAUAGUGUCUUUGACAUAAAAUAUGACAAUUCUGUUGCUAGUGUGAAGAAUGGCUUUGAUGUCCUUCACUAACUGUGGGGAUUUUUUAAGUAGGAAGAGGAUUUGUAAGUGUAGGAUUAGUAGAAAUUCAACAUAUGACCAAGUAAAUGUCAAUAGCUAUCUAGCCUGCCGUGUACAGUAAAAAAGUCCAAUAUGUAAUUAAAAGAAUGACACAAUGAAUUAAAUAGCAGCUAGCUAACUUAUAGAUUACUUGCUAAUGGAUUGUUAAGCCUUUAUUCUGCAGUGAACAAGCUAGCUAGCUAGCUAUCUAGCAUUUGUCAUUAAUGCACAACCUGAGAUAACCACAUAUGCUUUCAAUGACAUUGUCAUUUGCUUGCAAACCAAUGGAUGUUGAGUGCCAAGCUAGGACAAGUACCAAGCUGUUUAGUGAUGGUAUUUAUGAAACUAACUGCCACUGUUCUCAUUGGCCUGGUGUUGAUGCUAGUUAGAUACAAGAUUAGCUGUUAGAUACCUGCCAAUUGUGAUUCUGGGGCUUUACUAAAGUAGUAGCUGUGAAAUAGAGAAGAAAACUCAGCAUGAUGUUAAACCUAGCUACAUACUGUACUGUAGUACGCUGUCAAUCCUCGCUGCCAAUUGUCUACAAUGUUUCUAGCUAGACCUGUGAAUCCACAGCAUUGAGGUCAUUUAUAGAGCACAUCUAACGUUCUGUGAUUUUUAUGUACUUAUGAACUGCCUUCAGCCUAUAAUUCGUCAGUGUGCUAAAAUUUUGCUUAGAUCAAUCACCAAUACUUUGUUGAUAUUAUACUAUUAUACCACAUAGCUAUACAGUAAUUAUUGGCACAUGCAUGCAACAGCAUUCAUCUUUGACAUGUUUACGACAUCAACAUUAACAUAACUGACAUGUUUUCUUCUUAAAACCAAAGAAUAGUUUUGUUAGCCGUAGACUGUCUCACGAAAUGUAUAUUUGUUUUUUUUAAUUUAAUUAUCCCAUGUUUUGUUUAGUUGAAAUUCUCAGGUAUUCUAGCCUUUCUUUUUGUAUGUCUUUAAUCACAUUUUCUAGUGAUCAUUUCAUGACCACGUUGUAGUUUGAAGAAGUAGUAUUUUGUUUCAAAAGGAAGAAGCAUACAGCAUUUUUUAUUUGCAAGGAUAAUGGGUGGACAGCAUCUGGCUUGCCUCUUGUCGAUUUUUUAUACAGAGCUACAUAAACUGCCCAACUCGACAAGAUCUUUCAGCUACUUACGGUUGAAAACCUAUCAAUUUACAAAUUUCCAGGAGACACACAUUGUAAAACACUGAUCAAACAGGAUAGUGCUCCCCCUCACCACUUCAAACAUCAUUUUCUAACAGUCACUUCCCAUUGUACACUGAAAUAGUCAAGUUUUGACCACCGUUUGAAGAAACAAGUCACCAGUUGGUUUGCGAUUCCAAUUUACACCAUGUUGGAUCAUUGUCGAUCAUCUCAUUCAUGCUUACAAGUGAAACCAUUAUUUCAUUACACCCCUCAUCGAUAUGAUAAAAACUGCCUGACAAAAAUGCCACUUAAAAUACUCCUUAGUUGUGACUUGAGUGUAACUGUCCGAUGUUUCUACCUUUGCAUUGCAUUUGACUGUUUUGUACGUGUUGAGAAGAUGCUUAUUCUGGUGCAGUUCUCUGUCAGUAUCGUUCCUGUUUCUGUCCACUAUGGUUGUUCUUUGUGAGAUCAGUUUUUAGAUGAUUUUGUAUUGUAAAAUCUUCUCACCAUUCUCCCCCCUCUCUCUCUUUUCGCUCUCAGUAUUUGUUGACGGUUCUAUGUAUGCAUGCUUGUGGUGUUUGAUGUAGGCAAGGUUGUCAAUGUAAUUGUUUUGUGUCUUUGUGUGUUGAAAAGCUUCACCUGUUAGCCUCACUGCAUGACAUUUUAGGCUGACCUUUUAGUCUCUGUAACAUUCCUGCCAAAAUGGAAUCACGACACACUCUGAGAAUAAAGUGAUUUCAUAUAAUU